This is a messenger RNA of Schistocerca americana (American grasshopper), 534 nucleotides long. Its product is annotated as SCAN domain-containing protein 3-like. The record is from RefSeq and is a predicted model, not a curated record. The transcript has a single exon. NCBI's taxonomy places the organism in Eukaryota, Metazoa, Arthropoda, Insecta, Orthoptera, Acrididae. The coding region runs from base 1 to 534 and encodes 177 amino acids.
AUGAGUGUCGUGAAAAAACGUAAAUAUAAUAAUGAUUAUAUCAAAAACGGUUUUGCUUCUAUACAAAAAAAUGGUGUUGACCAGCCGCAAUGUUUUAUUUGCUAUGAGAUAUUGAGCAAUGAUUCCAUGAGAGCACCUCGUCUGGAACGCCAUUUGUGGGCAAAGCAUGGUGCAUUGAAAGAGAAGCAGAAAGAAUUUUUUGCUGCAAGAUGUGAUAAUUUGAAACGAAUGAAGUUGGACACUGCUGGAUCCUUCGCUCAGACAUCAGAAAAGGUACUGGAAGCCUCGUAUGAGUUAUUGCGACUUGUUUCAAGGACCAAGAAAAGUCAUACUAUCGGAGCGACACUAGUUAAACCCAGUUUGUUGAAAUCUACUGAUAUUGUUCUUGGGUCAGAAAGUAAACAAAAACUUUCACAAAUACCGCUUUCUGACAGUACUGUGAAACGUCGGAUUGAUGAUGUGGCUGAAGACAUACAAAAUCAAUUAGUCACGGCCGUCAAACAAUCACAGAUUUUCGCAAUACAGUUAGACUAG